UAUCUAUCUAUCUAUCUAUCUAUCUAUCUAUCUAUCUAUCUAUCUAUCUAUCUAUCUAUCUAUGAUGAGAGCACAGUUGCAAGAAAGUGGGACAACUUCGCCGAAAAACACGUUGUUUGAGCUUUCACGGCCUCCGUAGAUCUCCUGCGGCGGAAGCACGGCGCGCUGGUUACGAGCGCUGAACAAACACGGGCCUUUUUUCACGUCUCGGCGAGGAGACGCUGGGGAAACCGUAUCUGAUGGGAAAACGCGAAUCAACGUAAUACCUGUAGCCAUCCUUAGCAACGGUACCUGCUGGCCAAUGAGAUGAGCCGAAAUAUUCUGUCAGUUCAUUGGUCACAGAGCAGGAUAUGGCUGGUAAUGAAUUUACCGUAAUGUUAAAUAUAAAGCACUCCAUCAUUUAUUAAUUCUAUUGACAUUUUAGUGAAGAUUUUUGAUCCACUUAAUAAUACGGGACUACGUGCGUCCCGUUUCAGCUCAAUACGUGACGCGUACUUUUUAUUCUAAAUACGCGACGAUUCCGUUUUUCAAGGGACGGUUGGCAACUCUAUGUGUGGGAUAUAUAUUCGUGUCUCUGCAGCAACAAUGUCUUCAGCUCAGUCUCUGAGAGAGUUUAUCAGGGAGCGACUGAUCGCUGCUGCUGAAGAAAUAUUCACAGAGGUUGAUAAAACCAUCGUCCUCUAUGAGGAAGAGCUGGAUCGUCAGCGCAGACUGCUGGGAAUCUGCUGGAAACCUCAAAUAAAGCUGCAGAGAAUAGACCUCCCACCGCAUUAUAUCUGGAAGGAGGAGGAGGUUCUCACUGAGCAGCAGUUCUACAAUCAGGAAAGGAGCUCGGGAUCACACCAAGAAGUACCAGAACCCUGCCUGAUGAAAGAGAGCUUAGAAGAACUAGAACCUGAGCAGAUACAAGAGAAACACAUUGUACUAGAACUUCUCCAUAUCAAAGAGGAGGAAGGAGAACCAGACCCUCUACAGAUAAAGGAUGAACAAGAGGAACUCUGUAUCAGUAUAGAGAAAGAUCAACUUGAACUUAAACAGGUGACAGAUACCUUUAUGGAAAGUUCUACUUAUGAAGAAAGAGAUCACAUGGAACCAGAACCAAAUGGUGACAAUCUCCUUGUCCAAAACUCUUCUCAACUUGAGAAACAAAAUCAGGAACGGAGUGAUUAUAAUGGCCGAAAAUCAAGGAUAAAUAAACUGAAACAAAAGAAGAGGCAUCAGAAAAUCAAAGGUCACAUUGACAAUGUUGACAGUCCAAAAUUAAAAGAACAGAAGAAAACAAACAUGAAUAAGAAUCGGUUUUGUAGAAUUUGUGGUAAAUCUUUUGCUCGUAGGCAUUUGACUGAACACAUGAGAACUCACCCAGGUGAGAAGCCUUUCUCAUGUUUGACCUGUGGAAAACGUUUUAGCGGAAAAGGAAAUUUAUCUAAGCACAUAAGAACCCAUACAGGUGAGAGGUCUUUCUCAUGUUUGACUUGUGGAAAAAGUUUUAAUUUAAGAGGAAACUUAUCAAGGCACAUAAAAUCCCAUACAGGUGAGAAAUCUUUCUCAUGUUUGACUUGUGGAAAAGGUUUUGUUCAGCAAAUUCAUUUGACCUGUCACAUGAGAACUCACACAGGGGAGAAGUCUUUCUCAUGUUUGACCUGUGGAAAAAGUUUUAGUUUAAGAGGAAACUUAUCAAGGCACAUAAAAUCCCAUACAGGUGAGAAGUCUUUCUCAUGUUUGACUUGUGGAAAAGGUUUUGUUCAGCAAAUUCAUUUGACCUGUCACAUGAGAACUCACACAGGUGAGAAACCAUUCCCAUGUCUGACGUGCGGACAAGCAUUUAGCAAAAGGAGAAGUUUAUUUCAUCACAGCAGAAUUCAUACAGGGGAAAAACCUUUCAUGUAGGAACUGUGGAAACAAUAUUUCUCAAGAAAGUCAUUUAACUGUUCAUAUGAAAGCUCACCAAGUUGAGCAGGUGUAACCUUUGAAGAUUGUAAUUAUUCUGAAACCCUUGAGUAUUUCAGAACUGCCAGGGAAGAUGCUGGGCUCUUUGUUCAAACAGUAGCAGUAAAAAAAAAAACCAUUGAGGCAGCACACUUUGUUCUUUAUGAAAGCCCAUUUCCACCUCUCUGAUGAAAAAAAAAAAAACCUUGUAUCUCAUAAUUAUGUCAUAAUUUAGUCAUAAUUAUGAGAUACAAAUUUGUUUGUUUUUUUCUUCAGAGUAGCGGAUGGGCUUUCAUAGUUCUUGUUUUUAUGAACAAUUUAACUUUUUUUUUUUAAAUAAAAGGUUUUCACAAAAGCUAAAACAAACCAAGCAAAUGUGCCAAGAGUUUGAAUGAUGUAUUUAUUUUUUUUGCCAGAGAGAUUUAUAUAUUCAUUGGGGAUUUGCUGAGCCUGAUUACCUGCAAUGCACUUUAUAUGUUUCCCAGUUCCAGACGGUACAAAAUGCAGCUGCUCGUCUUUUAACAGGCACCCGAAAAUUUGAUCAUAUCUCUCCUAUUUUAGCUUCCUUACAUUGGCUACCAGUACAUUUUAGGAUUCAUUUUAAAAUCCGUUUAUUUGUUUUUAAAGCUCUUAAUGGCCUUGCCCCGCCCUAUCUGUCUGAGCUGUUAUUCUUGCACACCGUCACGUUCCCUCAGGUCAGCUAAUCAGUUGUUCCUGAAGGUGCCAAAAACAAAAUGCAAGCUCAGAGGGGACCGUGCUUUUUCUGUGGCAGCUCCCAAGCUUUGGAAUGAUCUUCCUUUGGGCAUAAGACAGGCCUCUUUACUCACUGUUUUUAAGUCCCUCCUUAAGACCCAUCUUUUUUCUUUGGCGUUUGGCAAAAUCUGAGAUGUUUUUACUUGUUUUAUUGUGUCUGUACAUUAAUAUGUAUUUUAUAUUCAAUCUUUUUCCAUUUUGCAAUGUUUUUAUAAUUGUGUACUGCACUUUGGUCCUGUCAGUGUAUAAAGUGCUUUAUAAAUAAAGUUGGUAUGGUA
Molecule: messenger RNA, 2960 nt
Organism: Girardinichthys multiradiatus
Lineage: Eukaryota; Metazoa; Chordata; Actinopteri; Cyprinodontiformes; Goodeidae
Product: zinc finger protein 771-like
Exons: 2
Coding region: 550-1890 (446 amino acids)
Biological process (GO): regulation of transcription by RNA polymerase II
Cellular component (GO): nucleus
Molecular function (GO): RNA polymerase II cis-regulatory region sequence-specific DNA binding; DNA-binding transcription factor activity, RNA polymerase II-specific
Source: RefSeq, a predicted model, not a curated record